AUGGCUGCUUCUGUUGCUAUGGAGUUGACCGGUUUGGCACUGCGCCAAGUUGUGGAAGGCGAGGUCGGUGAAGAGGAGGAAGUAGCACCAAAGUGCGGAGGUGGGAACGAAUAUGAUGGGAGGAUGGGAUUGAGGAUUUCUGCCAUCUUUGUCAUCUUGGCUGGGUCUAUGCUUGGUUUGCUUCCCGCCCCGACCAUCAUCUUUCUGAGGAGGGAAAAGAAGGAAACCCGCUAAUAUGUUUGUUCACAAUAGGCGCGUUGUUCCCGGUGGUUGGAGGGAACCAUCCACGGUUAAAAAUCCCGGGGUGGGCAAUGAUGUUUGCAAAGUACUUUGGCUCAGGGGUCAUCAUCUGCACCGCAUUCAUUCACGUCAGUCUAAAAUUUCACCCAAAAGCUUACCAAACUAACAGGCGAACCGAACAGCUCCUCACACCCGCCAAUGAGGCCCUCACGGAUCCGUGUCUCACGGGCCCAAUCACGGAAUACCCAUGGGCACAAGGUAUAGCGCUGAUGUCCGUCUUUGCUGUGUUCUUCGUGGAGCUGCUAGCCACGCGCUUCGCAACCUUUUCAACCAGCCAUCUCGGGUACGACAUGGAUAAUACCCCAUCCGACCAGGGAAAAGAACAGUGCAGCGGAUCACCUCCCGCUGGCACCGCUGACCCAGAGAUCCUCAAUUGCGCGGAUGCCGAGGUCAUGAAGGAGGACUACGCGGCCCAAGUUAUUUCCCUCUUCAUCCUAGAAUUCGGGAUAAUCUUUCACUCAAUCUUUAUCGGGCUUACACUUGCUGUUUCGGGGGAGGAGUUUAUCACAUUGUAUAUUGUGCUUGUCUUCCACCAGACCUUUGAAGGUUUGGGGCUAGGAGCCAGGCUGUCAACAGUGCCCUUCCCAAAUAAGUGGAUGCCGUAUGCCUUGGGGAUGGCCUACGGGUUUACCACUCCUCUUGCUAUCGGGAUUGGGUUGGGGGCUAGAUCGACCUUGGACCCCGCCAGCCGGACCGCCUUGAUGUUGAACGGGAUCUUCGACGCUAUCUCUGCUGGCAUCUUGCUCUAUACGGGGCUGGUGGAGCUGAUGGCGCACGAAUUUUUGUUUAGCAAGUCUCUGAAGAAUGAAAAGAUAUCCCAUGUUAUGGCUGCAUUCGGGUUUAUGACACUAGGAGCGGGUGGGUUAUCCUUCAACUGCAUAAACCCCUACAAUACGGACCGAGACUAA
Messenger RNA from Tuber aestivum (summer truffle), 1208 nucleotides. The record is from the annotation of a GenBank genome assembly. Lineage: Eukaryota; Fungi; Ascomycota; Pezizomycetes; Pezizales; Tuberaceae.